AUGCGGCAGGCCAAAGAUAUCCCGACGCGCCGUCGCGAAUUCGACAAGUCGUCUUUCCUCCCGGACGGCAUGGAGAGCAUGGGCUAUCUCCACGGCAUUUACACCACCGGAGACAAGUUCAAGUCGAACCGCCAGCUGAUACAGGACCGCAUGACCUCCAGCUUCCUCGACAAUCACGUCGGACCGGCCGUCUUAAACAAGGGCCUCGAGCUCGUGGAGCUGUGGUGGCUGAGGGCCAAGCUGGCAAGAGGGCGUCCGUUCAGCGUCAAGAAAGAUCUCGAGUACACCUCGCUCGGCGUCAUGCUCGACUUCGCUUUCGGCAGCAACUGGAAGCACACGGCACUCGGUCCACAGGUCCAACUCCUGAGCAGGCUGGCGCUGGAGGACAUCGACAUCAAGACGGUGGACGACCCCGUCAGUUUACCGACGGUCCCCCUCGCCGACUUCCCGAACUCCGUCUACGAAGCCCCCGAGGUUGUGGAGAAGACCAUCAACGCCCUCAUGCCGAAGCUGCAGACCUGGUGGUGGUAG
Molecule: messenger RNA, 531 nt
Organism: Colletotrichum graminicola M1.001
Lineage: Eukaryota; Fungi; Ascomycota; Sordariomycetes; Glomerellales; Glomerellaceae
Exons: 1
Coding region: 1-531 (176 amino acids)
Molecular function (GO): heme binding; monooxygenase activity; iron ion binding
Source: RefSeq, a predicted model, not a curated record